GUCUUAAAAAUAGAAGAUGUUCUAUUGGAUCCCAGUUCGAUAAUGGUCAAGGUGACAUGCUUUCCUGUAUUAUUAGCACCAGCCUUUGUAUAAAUUCAACUUUCUCCAGCAAAUUUCCUUGGAGUCCUUGUAUCUAUAGUCAAGAUAUUCUUUUCUUUUUAUUUAUUUAUUGUCAAAUUGCAAAGAAGAGUUGAACACAAGGGUUUGUCUCUCGUGAAUAUAGAGAUCCCACAACAUUGCCAUGAUUGCUAAAAAAACCCCUAACAGCUCAAUCCACCAUUAAAUAACGAGUAAAAAAAAAACAGAGGUCCCUUGGGCCUUAACUUACUUUUCAUGAUCAAACUAACAUUUUCAAAGUAGCCGUUGCACCUCCUUCUUAUACCAUUUAAAUACUCUCUCACCAAAUACUUUUGCUUUCCAUCAAGAAAUCCGUGCCCCUCUACGCUCCUGUCUCUCUCUCUCUCUCUCUCUCUCUCAAGACAAAGAAACACCCUUCUUCAGACCAAGAAACAAGAUUCAAGACUGGUUUGUCAUUUAUGGUCAGUGCUCCAAUGGAUCUUUUUGUGUCAGAAAUCACCACUCCUUCAACCCCAUUACUGUUUGCAGCAGCUACAAGUACCAUUGGCAUGAGUACUAGUAGCAGCAGCAGUAUUUGCAGCAGUGAAGAUAGCCCAGCAACAUCUUUUCGCUUUGAGCUACAAGAUGUGGGGUGUCGUAGUUAUCCAAGCAAAUCUUUAUCUGGGGCUUACUCGUAUAGGCCCCUGGCUGUUUUAUCAGGUCAUGUUGGGUCAGUUUCUUGCUUGGCUUUAUGUGGGGAGUUUAUUUUGAGUGCUUCUCAAGGCAAGGAUAUUAUAGUUUGGCAACAGCCUGAUUUGAGGAUGUUUACAAAGUUUGGUCAAGGUGAUGGUUCUGUGAAGGCAUUAGUGACUGUUGGUAGUAAGGUUUUUACUGCCCAUCAAGAUAGUAGAAUUAGGGUGUGGAAGGUGUCAAGAAGGUCUGAAAAUGUGUUUAGGCUUGUUGAUACAAUGCCUACUACAAAGGAUUAUUUAGGGAAGUUUAUGAAGCAAAGUAAUUAUGUGCAAACUAGGAGGCAUCAUAAGAAGUUAUGGAUUGAACAUGCCGAUAGUAUUUCUUGUCUAACUGUUUAUAAUGGGUUGAUUUAUUCUGGUUCUUGGGAUAAGACUCUUAAGGUUUGGAGGAUAUCAGAUUUGAAGUGUUUGGAGUCAAUUAAGGCUCAUGAUGAUGCUAUAAAUGGAUUGGUGGCCUGUAAAGGGAUAGUUUAUUCAGCAUCUGCAGAUGGGAAAAUUAAGGCUUGGGGGAAAGAGGGAAAGAGUUCACAUUCUUUGAAGGGGAUUUUGGAGGGUCAUAAAGAUGUUUCACUUAAUUCAGUGAUUGUUUCAGAUGAUGGAAAGUGGGUCUAUGGAGGAGCAUCAGAUGGGUUUGUGAUGGGGUGGGAAGGGAGCUAUGAUUUUUUGAGUUGGAAAUUGGUGUCUGAGACAAAAGCACAUCAAAUGGCUGUUUUGUGCAUGUGUUUAAUGGGGGAGUUUUUGUUUAGUGGAUCUGCUGAUAAGAGUAUUAGUAUAUGGAAGAGAGAGGCUUUUGGCAAGCUUUCUAAAAUUGGGGUCAUAAAUGGCCAUGAAGGGCCUGUCAAGUGUCUACAAGCAUCACCUAAUAAUGUUGGUAGCGGGUUCUUGCUUUACAGUGGUGGCCUUGACAAAAGCUUAAGGGUCUGGUGGGUUCCCAAGCAAUCUACGGCACAGAAUACAGAGGAAAAAUCCAUCAGCUUGUGCUCGUAAGAUUUUCAAGGUCAAGUCUUGAAGCACUGAUUCCCAGUAUUUUUUUCAUGUGUUUGCAGUGCUUCUAAAUUGUUUUUAUAGUUGUUGAUUGAUAUUCAAGUGUGAGAAGCUUAGGGAAAAUUGAAACCUUAGAGGAUCAGUUAAAAGAUUUUUUUUUCCUUUUUUUUCCAGAUUUUGAUUUCUUGUUAUGUUGUUCUCGGGGCUUAAAAAGUCUGUGGGAUAUGUUAAGAGUGGUCUGAAUUAAUUAUUUUUUUAUCUUCUUUUUCCUUUGAAUGGGGUCGUAUACAGGUUUUACAUUCUAUCAAUUGAAAUUAGUUUGUUGAAGGAAUCAAUCAAUGAAAUAAUAAAUAUUUAUUUUGUCAUUUA
Populus trichocarpa (black cottonwood) is the source of this 2162-nucleotide messenger RNA. Its product is annotated as protein JINGUBANG. Gene Ontology annotation, molecular function: protein binding. The record is from RefSeq and is a predicted model, not a curated record. Lineage: Eukaryota; Viridiplantae; Streptophyta; Magnoliopsida; Malpighiales; Salicaceae. The coding region runs from base 537 to 1796 and encodes 419 amino acids. The transcript has a single exon.